AUGGCUGAUACAGCACCUCCAGCAGGCCAUCGUCGGCGCAGCUUCCUAGGCAAGCUCUUUGGCAAAAAGGACAAGCACAACGCCAGCGACGCAACACCCCCGCCAUACGAGAACAACACCCAGACCAAUCCCUCUGCUGCAGUUGACUCCGUGAAGGAGAAUCGCACUGAGAACAAUCAUUUUCAUGAAGCUGAAGAGUACAUUAAGGAUGAGGAGGCCAAGCUCAAGGACCACUUGCAUAAAUCAGGGGAACCUGGGGACAUUAGCAGCGAAAGUAGCACCAAAAAGUACUUUGCCAAAGCUGAGAAUGCUGCAAAGAAAGAGGGAGAGAAGAUAGAGGAAGAUUGGAAGAACGCGCAGCGGCCCGAGUCUGCAGAGGACAAAUAUGGAGAUUUAAUGUAG
This is a messenger RNA of Akanthomyces muscarius, 402 nucleotides long. RefSeq lists its product as uncharacterized. The record is from RefSeq and is a predicted model, not a curated record. Bases 1 to 402 code for a protein of 133 amino acids. The transcript is spliced from 2 exons. NCBI's taxonomy places the organism in Eukaryota, Fungi, Ascomycota, Sordariomycetes, Hypocreales, Cordycipitaceae.